Bemisia tabaci is the source of this 2195-nucleotide messenger RNA. RefSeq names its product ras-like GTP-binding protein RhoL. Gene Ontology annotation, molecular function: GTP binding; GTPase activity. NCBI's taxonomy places the organism in Eukaryota, Metazoa, Arthropoda, Insecta, Hemiptera, Aleyrodidae. Gene Ontology annotation, biological process: small GTPase-mediated signal transduction. The record is from RefSeq and is a predicted model, not a curated record.
GAAGCCAGUUUCCUGUUUGCGCGAAGCGGGCUACGAUCGUCGACCAAGUGGUGACGCGUCCAUGUGACUGUCAACGUGUUUAUGACGUCAAUUCGAGAUUUCGUUACUUUUUUGCAUCUCAAAAUCCAAACGCUGUCAGCCUCUAGAAAUUGCGUAGAGGAUCCGAAUGUGUGGUUCUAGCAUCGAAAGCCCUGAAAUUUUUCAUUUGCCCCAGAAAUUAACGCUGACACAACAAUUAAUGUGAAUUUAUCAUUGAUAGUGAGUGUUUUUUCGUCAAUAUUCAGCUUUAAAUUUUCAUAAAAAGUGCGCAAUACGCCGUGAAUGUGUUUGACCGGAUAACAUAAGGCUCCUGUGUUCUUUAAAUAUCCUGUAUGCUUUAAAAAAACAAGUUCGAGUUUUCCCCGCCUUUUUAGAGGUAUUUUUUUUAUAUAGUAUAGAAAAAAAAGUGUUUCAAAACCAGUAGCUGAUCACGCCCCAUCGUGACUACCUCAGUAACUGUUUAUUCCUUUCAACAGAGUGGGAUUCGCGCAGUUUUUUAUGGAAGUGUUGUCUUUCCGAUCGUGGCUCCUCAACUGCGUCUCAGACCGAAUUCGGAACGAUCUUCAUAAAACAGCGCUCGAGCGAGUCAUGUAAACAAUAAAGAAAACGCAUUAAGUUCGGCAAAGUCUAUCGUCACCCAUGCUUUGAGUCAUCGUCUCGAAAAAGGGUGCCCAAUCGAUUCGAUUGUUGACAUCCUCGAGAUUCGCUCGCUGAAAGCAAAAACUUUCGCGCUUUAGUCGGAGUCUUCGUUAUCCCACUUAUACCUCGAUAACUCAGCCGUCAACGAUCCGGUACUUCUCCCGAGUUUACAGUGCAAGUUGCACGCUGAUUUCUGUCGUUUCGACGCGAAAACUUCGACACCUCGAAAUUGAUAACAGUUCGCGCAAGAGAGGUCAGCGCUGAGUCACGGUUGAGUGAAUACGUUUUUCGCGCGUCUGGAGUUUUUUUUUUUUACCGGUGGCGAUUUUACAAGUGCGCCGUAAAGUACAAACUUUCAUGUUCUGAAAUUCGACGUGCGGAUACGAGUGCGACAUUUCGAGCGGCGUGAGUUGUGGCGUUUCGAAAUUCGAUCGCGUGCGAGCGUUCCCGAGUCACCGGUCGGGAGGAGACCGAUUCCAGGUCGAUCGGAAGGUUCUGGCGCCGGAAAUAUGUCUUGAGGAGUAUUACUUCACGGAGCCGGUUGCAAUUUUGAAAGCAGAAGCGUAACGGAGAAAGAUGACUCGAGAUGCGGAUUUCAAAAGGAGAAGCAAAGAGAAAAACGGAAGUAUAACGAGAGGCUCGAACCACAAACUGAAUGGAACCAGCAAAAGUCAGUCGCUUAAGAUCACAACCGUCGGCGAUGGAAUGGUCGGCAAAACAUGUAUGCUCUUCACAUACUCCAAGCAUCAGUUUCCUCACGAUUACAUUCCUACCGUAUUUGAUAACUUUUCCGACAAGCUCGAAGUAGAUGGCCAGGAGUAUGACAUAGUAUUAUGGGACACAGCGGGGCAGGAGGACUAUGAGCGGUUGAGGCCGCUAUCUUAUCCUGGAACGAACUGUUUUAUCAUGUGUUUCUCAAUUGGAGCCAGGAGUUCUUUUGAAAACGUCCUGAGUAAAUGGUAUCCAGAAAUCAAAAAUAAGUGUCCAAAUGUACCCAUUAUAUUAGUUGGGACAAAGACUGAUCUCCGAGAGUCGGGCACCGAUACGAUCAGCGUGAAAGAGGCCAAAAAAAUGAGGCGAAAACUCGGAGUCCACUCGUACUUGGAGUGCUCGGCGUUGAAGAACGAGGGUCUCGAAGAGAUCUUCGUCGAGGCUGUCAGAGCGGCGGUCAAUCCACCAAAAAAAGAGCGCUGCUGCCAAUGUCGGAUUUUGUAGGCUCCUUAACCGGCCCUUCAAAGGUGGAACCAGACUGAAACUCAACGACUGACAGGGCGCGAGUUGAACUAACCCUUCAAGGCCUUUCUUCCUCGGAACGUCUCCGCAGCUCAACAUUUUGAGUGUGCGAUGAGAUAAAAUAACACAUUCUCCUCCAAAGAAGUUGAAGGAUCUCACUUCCCAAUUUUGCACCGUCGCACAGUGGAUCGAGUCAGUUGGGGAGGUCGGACAAAAUUUGGAAACUUUAAACGCUUUAACUACGUUCAUACACUGGAAAAAAAACACGUAGGAUCUAAAGUCCA